AUUGCCACUAAUCUAUAAAUUAACAGUCAAGGUUACACUGUAGUGUACAAUUUCAGUUCGAGUGUAUCAAGAAUCAUAUUGCGUGUAAACGUUCAGAUAAAAAUGACCUCGAUUAAAGUACGUUAUUUUGAUAUACCGGCAAGAGGCGAGCCAAUUCGUCUUCUUUUAGUUUAUGGCGGAGAAGAUUUUGAAAAUGAUAAAGUUGACGUUCGAAAAUGGCCCGAAAUAAAACAAACCUUGACCUUCGGACAAGUUCCUGUUUAUGAAGAGAACGGCCAUAUUAUUAACCAAACUACAGCUAUUAUACGUUAUUUGGGACGAAAAUACAAAUUGGGAGGAAAUACUGAGUGGGAAAGCUUGGAAAUUGACUCAGUCGCUGAUAAUUAUAUUGAUUUUCAACAAAAAAUCCUGCAAUGGCAUUAUAUAAAAAGCGCCAAUAAAAAGAAAGAAUGCAGAGAGGUUUUGGUAAACGAAACGAUUCCAUUUUAUCUGGAAAGAAUGGAAAAAAUAGCAAAGGAAAAUGGAGGUCAUCUAGCACUUAAAAGAUUGACUUGGGCUGACUUUUUCUUUGCGGGCAUGAUAGAUUAUUUCUCAUGGAUGGCAGACUUGGAUUUAUUAAAAAAUUAUCCUAGUUUAAAAGCAGUUAAAGAAAACGUUUUAAAUUUACCAAUGAUCAAAAAAUGGUAUGAAAAUAAUCCUGUUAAUAUGGAAGUAUCAAAGUUUAUUUUGGAGUUUACAGGAAAAUGUACUGAGGAUUAAAAUGAAACUGAAUAAAUAAUGUAUUUCUAUUCUAUUUGAA
This is a messenger RNA of Onthophagus taurus, 799 nucleotides long. RefSeq lists its product as uncharacterized. Gene Ontology annotation, molecular function: glutathione transferase activity. The record is from RefSeq and is a predicted model, not a curated record. Gene Ontology annotation, biological process: glutathione metabolic process. NCBI's taxonomy places the organism in Eukaryota, Metazoa, Arthropoda, Insecta, Coleoptera, Scarabaeidae.